Messenger RNA from Corylus avellana, 384 nucleotides. NCBI's taxonomy places the organism in Eukaryota, Viridiplantae, Streptophyta, Magnoliopsida, Fagales, Betulaceae. The record is from RefSeq and is a predicted model, not a curated record.
GGAAGUGCUGGGAACAAGUUCCGGAUGUCACUGGGUCUUCCAGUGGCAGCAACUAUGAAUUGUGCAGACAACAUUGGGGCCAAGAACCUUUACAUUAUCUCUGUGAAGGGGAUCAAGGGUCGCCUCAACCGCCUGCCGUCAGCAUGUGUUGGCGACAUGGUGAUGGCAACUGUCAAGAAAGGGAAGCCUGAUCUCCGAAAGAAGGUCUUGCCCGCUGUUAUUGUGAGGCAGUGCAAGCCGUGGCGCCGAAAGGAUGGUGUUUUUAUGUACUUCGAAGAUAAUGCUGGUGUUAUCGUCAACCCCAAGGGCGAAAUGAAAGGAUCUGCUAUUAAUACUGGGCCAAUUGGAAAGGAAAGGAGUGUGCCAAGGAUUGCCAUUGUUUAA